Messenger RNA from Stegostoma tigrinum, 4431 nucleotides. RefSeq names its product UV excision repair protein RAD23 homolog A-like. The record is from RefSeq and is a predicted model, not a curated record. The transcript has 9 exons. NCBI's taxonomy places the organism in Eukaryota, Metazoa, Chordata, Chondrichthyes, Orectolobiformes, Stegostomatidae. Bases 206 to 1345 code for a protein of 379 amino acids. Gene Ontology annotation, biological process: proteasome-mediated ubiquitin-dependent protein catabolic process; nucleotide-excision repair. Gene Ontology annotation, molecular function: ubiquitin binding; proteasome binding; damaged DNA binding. Gene Ontology annotation, cellular component: cytosol; nucleoplasm.
AGCGUUUGCGUAAAGAUGGCGGUGGUGGCUUGAAGCAGUGGGGCCUUGGUGGAAUCUUCGAGCAAACCGCAGGUGGCGGAGGAGCGGGAUUACUUGAUUUUUUUUUUGUUUUAAUCGCCUUUUUUAAAAAAACCCACCCGGCGGCGGUUCCACUUCCCUUCCACCUCCCCGGCGAGGGGAGGUAAGGGGGAAGGAGACCGUCACCAUGUUCAUCACCGUGAAAACGCUGCAGCAGCAAACGUUCAGAAUCGAGAUCGACCCCGAGCAGACGGUGCAAGCAUUGAAAGAGUGUAUUGAAGCAGAAAAGGGCACUGGUUUCCCUGUUGCUGGUCAGAAACUCAUUUACGCUGGAAAGAUUCUAAGCAACGAUGUGCAACUCAAGGAAUACAAGAUUGAUGAGAAGAAUUUUGUCGUUGUUAUGGUAACAAAGCCGAAGAGUACCCCCACAGAAACAGGAUCUGUUUCCACAGUUGCACCAUCCUCCACACAGUCGCAGCUGGAAGGAGAGGAGAAACAGAAUACAGAUGAUGGAAGCCAGGCCCAGACUAUUACCAGCUCUGUUUCAAUAUCCAGUUCAAUGCCCUCUUCAGGGAGUGACAUACUGUCUGCUCCGUUGUCAGUUAGUGAUCUGCACCCUGCUCACGUUUCAAUGAUCGAUUUAAUCUCAGAACCGCGUUUGCAGAGUGACGUGCCCGAAGAUCUUCCCCAUGAUGGUGCGAGCACAACUACAGUGAGGGACAACGCUUAUGAAACUAUGCUGUCAGAAAUUAUAUCAAUGGGUUAUGAGCGUGAGCAAGUGGUGGCAGCAUUAAGGGCAAGCUUCAACAACCCGCACAGAGCUGUGGAGUACCUGCUGACGGGCAUACCUCAAAGUCCAGUGCAGGAGAGUGCAGCGUCACAUGAUAGUAAUGACUCUGGUCCAUUAACAAUCCCAGAACAACAAGCUGAGAAUCCUUUGGACUUCCUCCGGGAUCUGCCCCAGUUCCAAAACAUGAGACAGGUACUUCAGCAGAAUCCAUCAAUGUUACCAGCCCUGCUCCAACAGCUGGGCAGAGAGAACCCACAGCUAUUGCAGCAAAUCAGUCAGCACCAAGAACACUUCAUCCAGAUGCUAAAUGAACCUUUAGAGGAUGUAACUGAGACUGAAGGGGAGAUGGGAGCAGUUGGAGAAGAUGCAUCGCAGUCAAGCUACGUUCAAGUUACACCCCAAGAAAAAGAGGCCAUAGAGCGGUUAAAAGCCUUGGGUUUUCCUGAGGGCCUCGUCAUUCAGGCUUACUUUGCCUGUGAGAAGAACGAAAAUCUGGCGGCAAACUUCUUGCUGCAGCAGAACUUUGAUGACGAAUGAACAACAGGGAAGAAACUCCUGGCAUAACUUGGAUGUCUGACUAUCUGCUCUCAAGUGCGCAAACCAACUUUAAUAGAAAUGCUAUCUUUCAGCUGUGAAUGAAAAUAAUGAUAGAAAUAACAAUUAGAGACUGUACAUUACAGUUUAAGUGGGGCUGGAAACAUAACUAAUUUUAACCUAGAAACGCUGCAAUUUGAAAUGGGGGUGAAUUAUCUUCAAUAUUAAAGGAAAAGAAAACUGUAAAUAUAACUUGUUUACUGGAUUAAAGAAUUGUUUUCACCUCAAAUGGUACAAAAUUAAUCCUCCCAAAAAUGGGGAGCAUGCGGGUGUGAGAUAAUCCAUAUUCAACUGAAUAUUUAAGAGGGUUCAACAUUAAGUUUGAGAACCCUGGGCACAAGUGCACUAACUGCCUGCUUUAAUAGCAGAUGCUUCUCAGCCAGCGUAUGCAGCAAAAAUGGGUAUAUGACUGGACCUUUUUGCUGGUUUACCUUUCACACCUUAGUUAUUGUGUACACCUUUGUGUGUGUAUAUGUGUUUCGUGAACUACCUUGCAUCAGGACCAUCACAUGGCAACUGUGCACAACCAAGUCAUUGCAUUUACAUUAUAAAGUAGUUUAUUUCUUACAAAAAGGGCAUGGGCUCUGCACCUUUUGGGGUGUUUUUUUUUUCCUUGUUAUCCCACUUAAAAUAGAUUAAGACUGAUGGGAUAGAACUUUGUUUUCUUUACGGUGUCAUAUUGAUUUGUCAUGGCAAAGACACCUGUCUUUAAGAGUUUCUGUGUAAUUAAAAGUUAUUUUUAAUUAAUUUGGAAAUGACCUGUGUGUUGACUUUUUGGCUGAUUUGUUAAAGGAUUACAUUGUAUUCAUAAUAUGUUCAGGCUAUUAAAGCCCAGAUUUCCUUACUAUUUGUGUAGAGGUAUGUGAUCUUAAAUGAGUAUGAAGAGUUAGCAUCAGUGCCCACUAGAUUAAGACAGGUGCUCCCUUGCGUUAAACAAAUUAUGUACAAUGGAGUUAACAUUGUAGGUUGGAUAAUGAAAGAUCACCAACCUGAAAUGUUAACUGUUUCUCUCUCCACUGAUCCGGUCUGGUCUGCUGAAUAUUUUCUGUUUCUCCAUUAGCAUUCCAGCAUUCACCACAUUUUGCACUUGUGUACAAGUGUUAACUGUACCACACAAUGGCAGUACUCACUUCUGAGUCAAAGGGUUAUGAGUUCUUGUCUUACUCCAGAAUCCAUACAGACACUCUCGAUGUUAAUCUGAGGCCGUCAGUGACCACCAGGUAGAUAUCACUGGACUGUGUGAAGAUUCACAGGUGAUGUUGUUACUGGUGCUCUGGGCACCAUUUAUCUGUCAACCAACAUCAUUAAAACAUCUUUUUGUCCUGAAGAAACAUAGAACAAUACAGCGCAGAACAGGCCUGUCCGCCCUCGAUGUUGCACCGAUGUGUGAACUAAUCUAAGCCCAUCCCCCUACACUAUCCCAUCAUCUUCCAUAUGCUUAUCCAAGGACUGUUUGAAUGCCCCUAAUGUGGCUGAGUUAACUACAUUGGCAGGCAGGGUGUUCCACGCCUUUGCCACUCUCUGAGUAAAGAACCUGCCUCUGACAUCUGUCUUAAAUCUAUCACCCCUCAAUUUGUAGCUGUGCCCCCUCGUACAAGCUGACAUCAUCAUCCUCGGAAAAAGACUGUCACUGUCCACCUUAUCUAAUUCUCUGAUCAUCUUGCAUGUCUGUAUUAAAUCCCCUCUUAGCCUUCUUCUCAAGACCCAAGUCCCUCAGCCUUUCUUCAUAAGGCCUUCGCUCCAGACCAGGCAACAUCCUGGUAAAUCUCCUCUGCACCUUUUCCACUGCUUCCACAUCCUUCUUGUAAUGGGACGACCAGAACUGCACGCAAUAUUCCAAGUGAGGCCGCACUAGCGUUUUGUACAGUUGCAGCAUGACAUCACAACUCCAGAACUCAAUCCCUCGACCAAUAAAACCUAACACACCGUAAGCCUUCUUAACAGCACUAUCAACCUGGGUGGCAACUUUCAGGGAUCUAUGUACAUGGACACCAAGGUUCCCCAUCCACACUACCAAGAAAUUUUCCAUUGGCCCAGUAUUCUGCCUCAUAUUAUUCUUCCCAAAGUGAAUCACCUCACAUUUAUCCGUAUUGAACUCCAUUUGCCACCUUUCAGCCCAAUUCUGCAGUUUAUCCAAGUCUCCCUGCAACUUGCAAUACCUGAAAUGUUGACUUUUCCUUUCCUCCAGAUGCUGCCUGGUUUGCUGUGUGCUUCCAGCCUCCUAUUUGUCUGCCUUUGAUUCCAACAUCUGCAGAGUUUCUUUUUGUCUCUAAUCAUUAAAACAUCCUCUAGUCUUUGUUGCAGUGCUGUUUGAGGGACCGUGCGGUGCGUAAAUUGGCUACUGCGUUACAACAAUGACUGUUUCAGAAAUGCAGCACUUUGAGACGCCCUGAGUGAUGUGGAGACAACUCUUUCAUUUUCUUUUCACUUUGAUCCACCUCAGAAAGAUAAAAGGGUGAACUGUGUAAGCUUCUGAAUCCAAGAUUGAGUCUGCCUUCAACCCACUUCGCAAUGCCACUGUUUCCGAAAUAUUUUCUCCCAGCCAGAAGAGCCAUAGAAAAACAGGAGAGGUUAAUCUAUCAAAUAAAUGUCUAAGCACAUUUUGUUCAACAUUGUUUUAGCCAGUGACAAAUGUAUUAAUUGCUAUAAAAUUCAAGUCUCAACUGAAUGUUUAUUGUACACAUUUCAUAAUAACAGUGUAAAGUUCAUCAUUAAAAUCUGUUUAGUUUAGAUAAUGAAAGAAUUAUCACGAGAAGUAUAUUGGACCUAUGCUACCUGUACAGCUCUUUGGUAGAUCUACCCAAUUAACUCCUGAACCCACUGCUUUUUUUGUCAUUGCCCUGUAAUUUCAUUCCCUUAUAAUUUUAAUAUCUUGAUUAUUGCCAUUUUUUGCCCCCAGCGUUCCAGCCUGUCUUUAAUUCUGGGGCCUAAGACUGCUGACUUCAACAAUUGAGGGAAUUUUACAAGGGUCCUGUUGCAACUUGAAUAUGUUGUGUUGUGUGACAUUUUCCAUUUCCUGCUGCUGAAUA